Messenger RNA from Mya arenaria, 1198 nucleotides. RefSeq lists its product as uncharacterized. Gene Ontology annotation, molecular function: protein binding. The record is from RefSeq and is a predicted model, not a curated record. The transcript has 2 exons. Bases 34 to 810 code for a protein of 258 amino acids. NCBI's taxonomy places the organism in Eukaryota, Metazoa, Mollusca, Bivalvia, Myida, Myidae.
UAACAGUAACGUGAACUGAAUGCUCGUUAGAGAAUGACUGGACUACUUCAACUAAUGUUAUUGGUCAGCGCGACCAUGGCUUCUGAGCCAUCCUGUCCCACAUGUUCAAAAUACGACUAUGAUGAAAAGAUGCUCGAGAGAAUGAUCCGGAUGGAAUUCGCUUUUGAAAAAUUGUGCGAAAAAGUGGAUCUGAAUUUGAACAAUAUCAUAGCUGAGAAAGAACGUUUGCAUGCGGUAGUUGAUGUUAUGAAGGACCAGCAGGAGCAAGCAGAACGUAAAUUGGUUUCGCUGAUGGAGGAAGUCGAGAGAAACCAGUCAAGCACUCUGGACAAGGUUGUGACUGAUUCGAACAAAACGUUAGACCAAAUAAAUGCCGCCUUCAGUAAUAUCCAAGACAAAAUCGCUUCUCCACUGGUGUACUUCCACGCCCGCUCUCCACAGACCACCUACCUGUCUACAGGUGAGGUGAUCAUUUACAAGAAAGUGGAGACCAACCAAGCCAACGGCUACAGCGCCACCACGGGAAAGUUUACCGCUCCAGUACCGGGACUCUACUUGUUCUUCAUGCACACAUGUACGCACACAUCUAAACAUGCUUUUCUCCAGAUAGUGAAGGAGGGCUCAGUCCUCAUUGCAAGUAAUCGGUAUGAGACUAGCUAUUAUACCUGUUCGAGUAGUCAGGCGUUUGUUCAGCUUGAUGCCGGGGAAACUGUCUGGGUACAAUGCUCCUCUGGGAGCUCGAACAGACAACUGUUUGAGAAUCCUUCUUAUUAUUGGACCAGUUUUGGUGGUGCUCUCAUCCACAACUGACGUUCUUGGGUCAGUGUUCAUAAAAAACCAAAAUGCAUAAAACAAAUAAUGAAUGUGGAAUCGAAUUUCGCAGUGAUUAAUUUGUUAUUCUUAAACAAAUAUCUUGCCAUUACGUAAAUGAGUUUUGCUUUCACUUAUACCGUUAUAUUUUGCAUUGUUAUAUAUCGUCUGUGUACUCCGCCUGUAUGUUGUGUUCUGUAUACGUUUUCUUAAAAUUGACAACACAUACAUUAAAACGAAAUUAUUGUUUGUGUUAUACCUAAGAACGCAUAAUACGGUUAUUGUUUUCUUUGCGGUCUCAACACAUGUAUUGUUUCCCUUCAAUUCGUUGUUUAUAACCUUUUUCCAGAAUAAAUCAGUUUCAGAUUAUUUAUGAAAUAGUGAAUAU